UUGCAAGUUCCAUUUUCACUUGUGCUGGGAUCCUGAUUUGGCUUUUCGGCUUCAAAAUAAAGAUUUCCUGGCACAAAUGCCUCAGUUUUUGGGAAUCAAAAGCUGAAGAUCACCGGAAAAUUGAAGCAUUUCUGAGUAACCAUGGGUCAUAUGCUCCAAAGAGAUACAACUAUUCAGAGGUCAAAAAGAUAACCAGUUGCUUCAAAAACAAACUUGGUCAAGGAGGAUUUGGUAUUGUAUACGGAGGAAGUUUGGAUAAUGGGAGUCAAGUGGCAGUGAAGGUCCUGAAUGAACUAAAUGGCAGUGGUGAGGAAUUCAUAUACGAGAGCUCUUUUGCGUCCCUCAAAACAAAAUCCCACAAGGCUCACAAUGUUGACAUGUGAUGUCCUGCUAAUACUUGCCACCUCGUUAAUGAAUUCAUGCCGAACGGAUCACUUGAAAAGUUUAUCUACGAAGAAAGAUCCAAAAAUGUUCGCCAAUUGGGUUGGCCAAUAUUGUACAAAAUUGCACUAGGCAUAGCUCGAGGAUUGGAGUACUUGCAUCGUGGUUGUACCACUCGGAUUUUGCAUUUUGAUAUAAAACCUCAUAAUAUCCUGCUUGAUGAAGAUUUUUUUCCUAAGAUCUCCGACUUUGGUCUUGCCAAACUUUGCGUGAAAAAGGAGAGCAUUGUGUCAAUGUUAGGUGCACGAGGAACCAUCGGUUAUAUAGCUCCAGAAAUGGGAGGUGUCUCUCACAAGUCUGACGUCUAUGGCUACGGAAUGAUGGUCUAGGAGAUGGUUGGAGGAAGAAAAAAUGCUGACGCUGGAGCUGAUUGCACGUGUGAGAUCUACUUUCCACAUUGGCUCUAUCGACGAAUUGAACUAGACGAAGAGCUUCAACUAACUGGGAUAAUGAACGAAGAGGAGAAGGAAUACGCAAAAAAGAUGGUGAUGGUGAGUUUAUGCCGCAUACAAACUGAUCCCUCAAAUCGACCAUCGAUGACUAAGGUUGUGGAGAUGUUAGAAGGAAACCUAGACUCCAUGCAAAUUCCUCCCAAGCCUUACCUAUAUUCUUCUUCAAGAACCGAGGUAGAUUCAUCGGCAGUGGAACUGGCCUAGUCUUUAUUUGUUGUUAUGUCAGUUGUUAUUUUGUUGUGAACUUUCAGCAAAAGCUGGUAUUGUUGCCUCUAUCUUCGUCGACUACUGAAUUUAUUACUCGCUCUGUACCAUUUUCUAAGACACACUUUCCUUUUUAA
Messenger RNA from Capsicum annuum, 1234 nucleotides. RefSeq names its product rust resistance kinase Lr10-like. Lineage: Eukaryota; Viridiplantae; Streptophyta; Magnoliopsida; Solanales; Solanaceae. Gene Ontology annotation, biological process: protein phosphorylation. Gene Ontology annotation, molecular function: ATP binding; protein kinase activity. The record is from RefSeq and is a predicted model, not a curated record.